Messenger RNA from Cricetulus griseus (Chinese hamster), 1344 nucleotides. The record is from RefSeq and is a predicted model, not a curated record. NCBI's taxonomy places the organism in Eukaryota, Metazoa, Chordata, Mammalia, Rodentia, Cricetidae.
CCCACCGUAGCUUCCGCGCGCCGGCGUCUCGACCCUCAGCGGGAGUCUGAGGCUCCGCUGGCGGGCGUGGCGGUGGGUCCAGAGUUGAAGGCCAGAAUCGGGUGUCGUUCUGGCCGAGGCAGCGAGCUCCGCGACCCUGCGAGAUUAAGACCUGUAGACCGAGCCCGGGACCCCUUUGCUUCUUGGCUGAAAGCUUGAGGAGACCAUCUGCCUAGGUUCCUACUGCAGAUGGAUGGGGCAGAAGGUAACGCGGGGCAGCCCGGCCCUGCGGAGCGGUCCCACCGAAGCAGCGUUUCCUCCGUGGGAGCCCGAGCAGCUGAUGUGCUGGUGUACCUGGCUGAUGACACAGUAGUGCCCCUGGCUGUGGAGAACCUGUCCUCCAUCAGUGCCCAGGAGCUGCACCGCGCAGUCCAUGAAGUCCUGCAGCUCCCAGAUGUGGCCCUGGAUGCCUUUGCACUCUGGCUUGUCUCCCCUCUUCUAGAGGUGCAGUUGAAACCCAAGCACCAGCCCUACAAGCUGGGCCGCCAGUGGCCAGAGCUGCUGCUGCGCUUCACCGAUGCCUCCGAUGACGAUGUGGCCAUGGACGAGCCUUCCCUUCAGUUCCGAAGGAAUGUGUUCUUCCCAAAGCGCCGAGAGCUCCAGAUCCACGAUGAGGCGGUCUUGCGGCUGUUCUAUGAGGAAGCCAAGGGCAAUGUGCUGACUGCUCGAUACCCUUGUGACCUGGAGGACUGUGAGGUGCUGGGUGCCCUCGUGUGCCGUGUGCAGCUUGGGCCUUAUCAGCCUGGCCAGCCUGCUGCCUGCACUCUGAGGGAGAAAUUGGACUCCUUCCUCCCUGCCCACCUCUGCAAACGAGGCCAUGGCCUCUUUGCUGCCUUCCGGGGCCGAGGGUCCAAGACUGGGCCAGGAGAGCAAGGUCUGCUGAAUGCCUAUCGCCAGGUAAAGGAAGCCACAGGCAGUGACAGUGAGCAUGAGACCACCUUGGGCUCCCACUAUCGUGCCUACCUCCUCAAGUGCCAUGAGCUGCCCUUCUACGGGUGUGCCUUCUUCCAUGGUGAGAUCGACAAGCCAGCCCAGGGCUUCUUGCAUCGAGGCGGACGCAAACCAGUGACCGUGGCCAUCAGUCUGGAAGGUGUGCAUGUCAUCGACAGCAGGGAGAAGCAUGUGUUGUUGGGCCUGCGCUUUCAGGAGCUGUCUUGGGACCACACUUCCCCUGAGGAGGAGGAGCCUGUCCUGUGGCUAGAGUUUGAUGGUGACAGUGAGGGCAUGCCUGUCAACAAGUUACUGAGGAUCUACUCCAAGCAGGUAGUGAUGUGUGGUCAUACACACUAGACAGAAAGGCUGGGU